This is a messenger RNA of Lolium perenne, 1013 nucleotides long. RefSeq names its product 3'-5' exonuclease-like. Gene Ontology annotation, cellular component: nucleus; cytoplasm. Gene Ontology annotation, biological process: nucleobase-containing compound metabolic process. Gene Ontology annotation, molecular function: 3'-5' exonuclease activity; nucleic acid binding. NCBI's taxonomy places the organism in Eukaryota, Viridiplantae, Streptophyta, Magnoliopsida, Poales, Poaceae. The record is from RefSeq and is a predicted model, not a curated record.
GUAAAUGCAGCACAAUUCCCCCAAAGGAUAGUUAGUGCUUCACUUGGAAACUUAACAGACGACUCCUUGGAUUAGGCGUCGGCGUUCCGAAUUUCAAAAUUGCGUUUUAAUUCAAGCACCUCACUCACACUAUUUCACUAUAUAAAUAGGGAACCUACACAUGAAGAGUCACAACACAAUCUCUCCCUGCACUGCACUAGCUAGCUCACGCUAGAGUAAGCGAGGAUGACCACGGCAAGGUACAACGUUCGCUUCGGCUCCGCCGUGAUCGAUACCACGGUCACCAGCGACACCGCGGCUGCCGACGAGUGGGUCCGCAGCGUGCGGGCCUCCAACGCCGACGGCCGCGGCCUCAUCGUGGGGCUCGACUGCGAGUGGAAGCCCAACUACCACUCGUGGACGACCUCGAAGGUGGCCAUCCUCCAGCUCUGCGUCGGCAACACCUGCCUCGUCCUCCAGAUGUUCUACGCCAGCCGCGUCCCCGCGGCCAUCAGGGCCUUCCUCGGCGACCCCACGGUGCGGUGCGUCGGCAUCGGCGUCGGCGAGGACGUUGCCAAGCUCGCGGACGACUACGGCCUCGUCUGCGCGGCGCCCGUAGACCUGGAGGCCCGCUGCAACCGGCACCUCGGCAUCGGCGGCGGCCUCGGCAGGACCAGGCUGGGGCUCAAGGGCUACGCCAGGGAGGUGCUUGGGCUCACCAUGGAGAAGCCGCGCCACGUCACCAUGAGCAACUGGGAGAAGCGCCAGCUUGACGUGGCGCAGGUGCAGUACGCUUGCAUCGACGCCUACGUCUCCUACAAGCUGGGCGAGCGUCUCCUCGACAACUGAUGUUUGGAACUUUGGAUACUGCAGAAGAAUUGUCAAUCUAGGGUACCUUAAUAGUAAUCUGCAACUUCUCUUUCGGACUGCUAGCGCCAAUCUGUGACGCGUUUACUUAGCUAUGCGAGUUUGGUUUCAUGCAUGUUCUAUUGAUGUUGCGCUCGAUUUUAGAUUAUCUAAUGCAUCUGAGUGGA